GGGGGGACACACACACAGAGUAAUCCGGAAACCCGGAAGCCCAGAGCUGCGUCACCUCAGGGAUCAGGUCCGACAGGUUUGUGUUUGUUCCUGAGCUGAAAAUGAGCGCGAGCGCGGUGGAGGACGCGGUGGGAGUGGCCGAGUCCUCCAUGUAUUCUCAGGUGGUGUUUAUUGAUGUGCCUCCUUCUUAUCCACUCCAAACGGAUGUGACCUGCUUUUACAAGCUGACAGGAGGCCUGAUACAACGCUCAAGCGACUGGAUAGCCAUAUAUAAGGUUGGCUGGGAUAAAGCAAGCAAAUAUCAUUGUUAUGAAUGGGUAAAGCCUUGUUUGGACUAUAAAGGACUUGAUCCUCCUCAACAGCAAAUUGCCUUCAAGGAAUGCUACCUCCCUAAAGAUGAUGGUGAGUUUUAUCAGUUCUGCUAUGUGGAUGGCAUUGGUCAAGUGCGAGGAGCGAGCACACCAUUCUGCUUCCAAAAUCCAGCAGAAACAAGCUUGGACUGCAGCCUUUUAGUGAUCUCAACACAGGAGCAAGUGGAGCAGAUGGAGAAGGAAAAAGAGGCCUUACUAACUGAGAUGAAACAAUUAAAAGAAAAUCAUGACAUCAUAAAAAAUGAGCUGAAUGAAAGACUGCAAGAGAUCUGCCAUCUCAGGAGGACCAAUGAGAAACUGAAGUCUAAUAGUACAAGUGAAGCCUUUCCACUAAAAGAGCAGCCUGAAAGUCCAGCGCAGGAUAUCUUGGAGCAGCCUUUUCUCUCUGAGACUAUGACAGAAACCAAACCAGAAAAAGAGUCACUGACCCUUCUGCAUGAGAAGUAUGAGAAAGCAGUCCAGAAGAUUCACUUUUUGAAGCAUGAGAAAGUCCAGCUUGAACAACAGACCAAGGAGAAUGAUGCAGAGAUUUCAGAGCUGAAGCUCAUGCUCAAAAAGAAAGAUCAGGACUAUAACAGAUUACAAGAUCAGUUCCAACUUCAACAGGUGGAUAUGCAAAGUAAUCAGAAAGAGAAGGAAAGGUUGUGUGUUGAACUUGAGGAAAUGAGGUGUGAUCUGGAGAGACUGCAGGAAGAGAACAAGGCCUUAAAGGCAUCUUUGUCUAAGCAAGGACCUCCUGAGGGGGACAAAAGUGACACAAAGAUUCUGAACCUGACCAGUGAGCUUACAGAAGUCCGAGGGGCACUGCGUAAAGAAAUCCUGUCCAGAAAUGAUGCCAUUACACGUGCAGAACAAGCCGAAAUAGGUUUGAAAGAACUUAAGCUGCAACUUGACAAAAGGACUGUGACUGAAAACAGUCAGAUAGAGACGGAGUUUGCUGAAGCUCGUAGGAGAAUCAGAGAACAGGAAAACAUAGCAGAGGUGCUACGACAAGAAAAAGAAACUCUGUGUGAUGAAAACAAGAAACUCAAAGAAAACAUAGAAAAGUUACAGAUGAAAAUAUAUGAGCUCUCCUUAGGACCAAAUAUGAGCAACACUCAGCAGCAACAAAACCCUCUCAGUCCAGUACCUGCAUCUCCCAUCAACACCCAGCAGCAGCCUCAGUCAAGCCCACAUUAUUAUGAGGAUAUCGAUGGACCUUUUGGAAAUCCCACUUAUGCAGGAAAUCAGGCAAAGGUGUGUCGUCAUUGCCAAGAGAGCUUUCCUGACAUCACUGAAGAUGAACUGGUGAUCCAUGAGCAGUCUCACAAGGUGUGCCCUUUCUGUACACUCAUCUGUGAUGACUGGGAACAGCAGGAGUUUGAAGACCAUGUCUACAGCCAUGAGGAGUAGACAUGCCACCUAUAUUCUCUUAUAUAUGCACGAAUAACCCAAUAGUGGGGCAGCAUAGCUAACCUAUUGUGCAUUUUGUGAUACAAGCACCAAAUUUGGCACAAAUGUACAUUGACAUAUGGUGAACAUUUUCAGAUAUUGAGCCACUCGGAAUUCUCUCUUCAUGUCCGCCAUAUUGGAAUUCAAAAUGGCCGCCAUUUGAAAUCUACAUUUGCGCUUAUCUGACCUAAACUUCACUUCCCUGUUGUUUCCAUUCUGUGGACUGUUACAUGAAGAAUAGAUAUUUUUAUAUUCCAAUUAAAUUUAAGGUAAUACUAGCACUGUGUUUGCCGUCCAGACUGGUCCUAUUGCAAGAGGAUAGUGAUGACCACAUCAGUGGAUUUUAUACUUUUCCUCAUUAAAUAAUAUUUGGUGCAGGUGAUGACCUAAUCAAUACCUCUUUAAGUAAAAUGAGAUGUGUUGGAAUCCCAGCACAGACACUGGAAUGAAAUGGCUGCCGUACACAGAGAUGCUGAUUUAAGAAAAGAUUUAAGUGGUCUCUUAUUUCUUUUUUUUUCCAGAGCUGUAUGUCAUGUCUCUACACAAAAUAGCCCAUAUUAUUGAGAAAUGGAUUGAUCAGUAUAGUUUGCAAAAUUAUUUACAAAUAAAAAAAUUAAUUUGUCAACUAUUCACCCUCUAUUGGUGUAAAACCCCUAAAUUAGUUAUGGUUAAAUCAGCUGAAAGUUUCCAGAAACUAUGAGGUGAUUUCCAUUCUAAAGACAGUGAUUUGAUUGUAGAAAGCUCCAGGGUUUAUUAGAGAGCAUACUUAAGCAAACAGCAUCAUGAAAACCAAUAACCUAUGAAAACACAUGCAGGACAAGGUUCUGAAAAAGUGUCAAUUAGGGUUUGGUUAUUAAAAAAAUAUCCCAAACUUGGAGCACCCACAGAGCAAUAUUAAAUCCAUCAUUUUAAAAAAAGGAAAGAAUUUGGUACAAUCAUGAGGAAGUCAUCCACCAAAAGUCAGUGACUGAGUAAGUAACCAAGAGGCAGAGGACGGAAUAGAUGCUCAUUCUUGUUCAUCAGCUUUAUCUAGUUGUUCCAGUUAAACUUUCAGGAACACACACCUUCUCCUGCUUGACAAUGCAGUCACCUUCACCCUUCCAUCCAUCCAUCCAUCCAUUAUCUGUAGCCACUUAUCCUCUCCAACAGGGUCACAGGCAAGCUGGAGCCUAUCCCAGCUGACUACGGGCGAAAGGCGGGGUACACCCUGGACAAGUUGCCAGGUCAUCACAGGGCUGACACAUAGACACAGACAACCAUUCACACUCUCAUUCACACCUACGGUCAAUUUAGAGUCACCAGUUAGCCUAACCUGCAUGUCUUUGGACUGUGGGGGAAACUGGAGCACCCGGAGGAAACCCAUGUAGACAUGAGGAGAACAUGCAAACUCCACACAGAAAGGCCCUCGUCGGCCGCUGGGCUCGAACCCAGGACCUUCUUGCUGUGAGGCGACAGUGCUAACCACUACACCACCGUGCUGCCCGUCACCUUCACCUACUUUAGGAUAAUUAGCCUAUUGCUUAACUGUUGGAACUCCUUCGGGUUCCAUAUCAAACCUAGAACAACACAGAAUCUAAUCAAUAACUCAAACUUGUCAAAACAAUUUUUACUUCACAGACUUUGAGUAAAAUGUUGUCUUGUCAGAAAUACAUGAUGAUGAAUAUUCAUCUCUCAUGAAUUAAGUGGAGUACUGUAAUAAAGUAUGUCAUUUUGAAAAAUGGAUACCAGCAAAUAUUGUCAUGUACUAUAAAAAUAUUUGACCCAGAGGUAAUCGCACAUGUAGAAUUCAAGUGGUGGCCAUUUUGAAAUCCAAUAUGUUGGCUAAUUUAUAAAGAUACACAAUGCAGAUUGUAACCAUCGGAUUCCUUUCCUCCCAAAACAUACGUUUGGACACCAGAAUCGAGUCAAUAGCAGCAUUAGACCCAAAGAUAAUCGAAAAUGUAGAUUUCAAACAACGGCCAUUUUGAAUUCCAAUAUGGCGGACAUGAAGGGAGAAUUCCGAGUGGCUCAAUAUCUGAAAAUGUUCGCCAUAUAUCAAUGUACAUUUGUGCCAAAUUUGAUGCUUGUAUCACAAAAUGCACAAUCCUUUUGAAUAUUCGAGCUAAACCGCCCCACUACAAAGAUAUUGCACCAUUAAUGAUUUAAUAGUUUUAAAUGUUUCUGACUACUUGAAUAUGUUACUGCAAUAUGUAUCUUUUGUCUUUCAAAGUUGGUAUGGUAUAAUAAAAUGUAAAAAUUAUGCUCUUAGAAAAAAAGGCUUCCUCCAAGGUUUUUGAAUUGUUUGGGGCAGCGCUAGUGGGGUGAAUGGGUGAUGAUAGUUCUCAUGGCACACAGAGCUGGAGACCUAACUUGAGUCAGUAGCCCCAUUUAAAAAUAAACUGAAUAAAUGCACAGCA
This is a messenger RNA of Neoarius graeffei (lesser salmon catfish), 4198 nucleotides long. RefSeq names its product calcium binding and coiled-coil domain 2 (gene calcoco2). The transcript is spliced from 14 exons. The record is from RefSeq and is a predicted model, not a curated record. Bases 102 to 1763 code for a protein of 553 amino acids. Lineage: Eukaryota; Metazoa; Chordata; Actinopteri; Siluriformes; Ariidae.